Messenger RNA from Rhizopus microsporus ATCC 52813, 1098 nucleotides. Its product is annotated as UV-endonuclease UvdE. Gene Ontology annotation, cellular component: nucleus; mitochondrion. Gene Ontology annotation, molecular function: endonuclease activity. Lineage: Eukaryota; Fungi; Mucoromycota; Mucoromycetes; Mucorales; Rhizopodaceae. The record is from RefSeq and is a predicted model, not a curated record. The coding region runs from base 85 to 1053 and encodes 322 amino acids. The transcript is spliced from 17 exons. Gene Ontology annotation, biological process: mitochondrial DNA repair; response to UV; nucleotide-excision repair.
UAUUCAAUUGUUUUUUUAAUUUACAAAAUUAUCCGUUUCAAUUUUAUUAAAUUACCUUUAUCAAUAGCAAUUAAUAGGAUUAAUAUGGCACCUGUUAAAGCAGCAAGUGCAGCUCUUAGUUUAGAUACUCCUACAGUUUCAACAAAACAGAUAAGAUCUAUCAAAGCCGAAGCCAAAACUACGAGAGUAGUAGAUGUUGCACGCUAUGUUCAUGAUGAUCCGAGAGAUUUUAAAGGAAGGCUAGGAUAUGCCUGCCUCAAUACUGUUCUUAGACAUCAAAAACCGCCUGUGUUCUGUUCAAGAACAUGUCGUCUAAGUACUGCGCAAAAGAAUGGUGUUGAAUAUUUACAAGAACUAGCAUUACAGAAUAUUGAGGAUCUGAAAAAGUUGAUACAAUGGAAUGAAGAUAAUCAUAUAAAGUUCAUGCGCAUAUCCAGUGAAGUAUUUCCUCUUGCAACUCAUGAAAAAGUGGGUUACUCUAUUGAUUUUGCGAAGGAUGCACUUGCUGAAGUAGGCGUAUUAGCUAGAAAAUACAAUCAUAGAUUGACAACUCAUCCUGGACAAUACAAUCAGCUGGUGUCACUUACACCCAAAGUGGUCGAAAAUACGGUUCGUGAUCUGAGUCAUCAUGCUCAAAUGAUGGAUUAUAUGGGACUUGAUAAAGAUGGUGUUAUGAUCAUACAUAUGGGCGGAGUUUACGGUGACAAGGAAUCUGCUAUAGCGCGAUUUGAGGAACAAUAUGUAAAGCUUCCAGAACCUGUUAAGAGAAGAUUGGUACUGGAAAAUGAUGAAUUUGGGUAUUCCGUGUCUGAUCUGCUUCCGGUGUGUAAGAAACUCAAGAUACCUAUUGUAUUAGACUGGCAUCAUCACUAUAUAAACCCAGGAGACAUAAAAGAUCUGGUCAGUGUUCUUCCAGAAAUUAACCAGAUAUGGGCAGAAAGAGGAAUAAAACCAAAGCAACAUUAUUCAGAAUCACGAAGAGGAGCAAAGAGUAUAACAGAGAUGCGAGCACAUAGCGAUAGGCAAAUACACUUUACCACCAACAACAGAUGAUGUUGAUCUCAUGAUUGAAGCAAAGGAUAAAGAGCAAGCUGUGCU